Amoebophrya sp. A25 is the source of this 3188-nucleotide messenger RNA. NCBI's taxonomy places the organism in Eukaryota, Dinophyceae, Syndiniales, Amoebophryaceae. The record is from the annotation of a GenBank genome assembly.
CAAGAGCAACGACAUUUGGAAAUGAAUACUGGAUAUUUUUCGAGUUCUAGAAACCACGAAGAGGAAGAGCGCGAUUAACAUGGUAUUCCUGCAAGACGCAGAUUCCGGAAUUCCAUCGAAUGCUACCGCAGUCGAGUCCAACGCCACAGCGACUGCGACUACGCAGCGACGUUGCGAGCCAUUUCGGAAGAAGAGUCACAAGGAUGACACUUGCGCGAUCGCAUCAUCCUAUCAAAGAGCGCGUCUCAUGAGGCACAAACGCCGUCGGCGAGCGGCAUUUUUUCGACGGAGGACGUGUGGCAUAGAAACACUGACUCGCACGCUCUCCUGCACUCUAGUGUGGGAGGGAGCACUGGGCCUCAAUCGGCCUCCUGAGCACCAUCUCUUGCGGCGCGGAGACGAUGCGAGAGACGAUGAUCAGCAGCAUGCACGAAAUCAACAUGAGAUUGAUUUUGAAGAAGGAAAUGAAUCGGCAGCCUUAUCUUCGUCAAGGAAAGCAUUCGGAGAAGAAGGGGACACUGCGACGAAACAUACACACAAAGCAGGCAGUCAACGGACGAACAAUCACGAUAGAGAUGGCGUAGCACAUGAAUACAGGGUCCCCAAGGCUACUUCUAGUGAUACCAGAACGCAACAUAAAUUAGCUCGUGCGGCGUUCCAUGUCUCGCCUCAAGCGGUACUAGAGAGAAACCCAAUAGAAGUGCAAGCAGUUGCAGAUCUAAUCGAGGAUGCGAGAAAUCCGGACUACACGUAUUUGCGCCGUGAUACUCGACAUGCAUCGCCAGGACGUGAUGUGAGAAGAAGUGGCCAUCACAGGAAAACGCGGAAGACACAUAGAAACAGACAUCAUGACGCGGAGGCGGCUUCGUCGGAUGAAGAACAAGGUGAAGACAGUGCGCGAACGCAACACGAUCGAAAAGUGGGCGUCGAUAUCGAUCAAUCCCACGACACCGCAGACAGAAGCAGCCUCGAACAGUUGGAGGCUGGAGAAGCAUAUGACGACGAGCAGGAGAACGACGAUGAGAAAAUUCACGAUAACGACCUACACGACGACGAUGACGAACCACGACACGCACUCGAUUUUCAAGACGGCCACCGGUACGACAAAGGCGUCGCUGUAAACAGCUGGUCGAAUCGAGACGCCAUAGAAGAGGUCGCUGCACUGGUGAAUGACUUGAGAUACCCCUUCGAGGCAUCCUCCAGCGGUCUUGAGGAGAGAGAAGGCCGGAAUUAUGACGAGUCUAAUUCGCUAGUAGCCCACAGGCGGGCAGCACGUAGAAGACAUCGGCAAAAGCGGCGUGCGCUUCGCCAAGAGGAACAGUUUUUACAUGAUACCGAUAGGAAGAGGCGCCAUGGCCAUAGCAGCCUCGGACAUCUUCACCAUCAACACUAUAUGCCGAAGAACGAUGACGACGAUGAUUCAGGUCCUAAAUACCAGCAUCACAGCACCAGUAAGCAUCACAAAAAACACGACGAUGAUGGCAAGGACUCAGGAACGCACAAAAAAAAGAGCGAUGACGAUGAUGCGAACCACGAUGAGAAUACGGACGGAAAGAACGACGACGAGGAUAAGAGCAACGAUGAUGACGAUCAACAUCAAGAACAACAGGACGUCGAGGAGGCGGAUAACUCCCCGAAAGCUGCAGGAGGAUUUUUUAGCACGAUCGUCAAAGGAGUACAGCGCUCCCUGUACUACAUCGUUGUUGUGCUGGGAACGCUGCUGACUUUUUUCAUAACCUGGAUAUGCGGCGGUCGUUUAGCAACAGCCUUAUACACGCGGUGGAGACGAAUGAGUAUUUGACACCACCUGCACUUCGUGCUUACUAUACUAGGAUUUUCUAGCAAUUUCAAUUGAAGUCCAAAUGGUAUUUGCAGGGUCAUCUUGUUGCAAUAACUACAGACGCAGUCCGGUCCAGCGCCACGGGUGGUGGCUCGCGUCCUACAUCAGCAUCGCCGCGGCGACAAAAGAGGCCCGACUCUGGCUCGCGUGAUGCAGAUAGAUCAGGGGCGGCUCGCCGAUUGACCUUCGCGGGCUUAGACGGCGACAGCGAUGCCGAAGUGUCGGAUGCCGGGUUGCACUCGGGAGCCGAAGCCCCCGAUAUCGGUGAUGAAGACAGGAGUAAAAGCGAGAGUCGUGAGGGCAGCCCAUCUAGUGGGGUUUCUCGAAGUAUAGGUGCAGCGGCCUCUACUGCAGUUGCAAGUAACAAAAACAAGCUUGAUGUAAAUCGGUACUAUGGCCGAAACGGAGAAGAUCGAGCGGCAGAACGGGCUCAAGAUCCGUCGUCCUCUGAGGAGCCUUCAUCCUCCGCAGUUCCAUCGUCAAGCGAGGACGGAUGCCCGACCGACUAUGCCGCCCUACGGCACGAAACGGCAAUGCAAGCGAGACGGGCGUCUAGGCAAGAACGCAGGUCUCCUGCGCGUGGAGGAGCUGCCCUUUCUCCGCCUACUGGGGUUCUCAAAAACCCUCCAACAGCGGCGAAGAUGUCUCCACCGCCUCCACAUCCUAAAACCCAGAAAGGCCCUCCAGAACUACAUCAACUGGAAGAUUCUCCCUUUGACGCAUCGUCUCGCGAGGAUGACAACGAUGAUCAAAGAAGUGAAGACGCUGAGGCCGACCUUGGUAUCGGGUCGUCAGCUCAAGGAUCGGCUUCGGCUUCCGCAUCUGCCUCAGAGGUUUACGAGGCCUCUGAUGUGUACGAAACAAGUGACGCAGGCUGAACACUUGAACAAGCAGCACAUCACGCGUUGUUUGUUUCUCAUAGAUACAAUGAAUAUAACAAGAAAGAACACUUCUACUUAGUUCAUCUAGGUCCCAAGAGUAUAAUAGUAGUACAGGAACAAUGAAUAGCGCGUCAUUUAUGUCAACUUGAAAGUCUUGAAGCAAGAAUUUUCAUCACUCAACAACCUCAAGCGCACAAUGCACAGAUGAUCCUCCAUCGUUUUCUUAUUUUGAUCGUUACUUGCUUUCGCCACACCGAGCAGAUGCACAGAUGCAGUAGCAGCACUUUUCAGGUACAUGACAUUCGUUUCCAAGAAUUGAAUGACACAAUUGACGUCUCAAGAGAUUGACUAUGUGCAGCACUAGCAGCUGUGAUGGACAAGUUCAAAAAUAGGCCGAUUGUUAGAACACGCAAAUCGCGAAACUUUGUUGUUUGCGGAAGAACUCCUAUUUCAUGAACAAGCAGGGC